AAAUCCAGUCAGAGCUGCGUACAUGUGAGUCGCGUCGAUACAGGCAGCUGUAUCUCAAUAGUAUUGACCAGCGGACUCAGGUGAUUUCGCGGUCUUGUAGAUAACCGGAGAACACACGGUCAUUCAACAACAGCUGAUUUUACAGAUUCGUGAAUUCACGUGCGGUGAUUAUGGUGAUGUUUUAGACUACAGAACGGACAUCAGACUUGGAUGCAGUUCAUGUUGGCACAUAUUAAAUAAACAUUGAACCCAUUGUGUAGAAAACAUCACCCUUCAUAUGCAUGUGAUACAGAAAAAGAAGAUAACCAUAGCAACAUGGAUGUCAUGAAUCAUCGUGAGGAAGUACACUUACAAGAUGAUGACAAACAAGAAGAAAAAACUAUGAUUUUCUUGAAUGAUGAUAGAAAUCAUGAUGUAAUUACCAACUUGAAACCUAAAAUGAUGAUGGACAAGAAGAAUAAUGAUAAAUCUGAUAGUGAUGAAGAACAUCACAAAGAUGAGAAUGGCUGCCACGGUGAUGACGAUUGCAACUCUGAAUUUGCAGCCUCUGCACUGGGACAACCUGCUACUGCAGAUGUUAAAGGAAAAUGUGAUAGUGAUGUUUCCAUGGUUACAGAUGGUUGCUGUGAUAGCAGUCAUUCCACCUCCUCUUCAUCAGUAAGGUCGGAAGAGUUGCAUGAUGAUGGUGAUGAUGAUGAGAUGCAUUGUGGGAAUGCAAGCAGCCAUGAAGAUAUGCAAAUGAACUAUGAUGAUGUCAGAGAAGAUGUCAGGGGCAGUGAUAGGAGUUCAUGCAGCCAGGCAUCCAAGGAGAGUUUGGAUGUACAUAGAAUGGAUGAAAAUGAACAAAGGCAUCUGGAAGAAAAAGAAAGCUUUUCGGCAUCUAACAAUGAUAUGUUUAAUGAAGAAGAAAUAUAUGUAAAUGUUGAGGACAACCUGAGUACAAAACAUCAUGCACAAGACAAUUCUAGGAUAAAAAACAAGUUUACAUUUAAUAAUAGUUUUCCCAGUGAGAGUAGGACACCUAAGAAUUACCACAACGGUUGUGUACCAUCAAGUGAAAGUCGGAUACCUCAACCUGUGCAAAGAAGGUCCCUGAGCAGUCGAUUCAGAAGAUGUGCCAGUGUCAGUAGCGAAGGGUGGAAUAGAGGGUCGGUUGACUCGCUGUCUGCAAGACAGAGAUCACCAAUUGAGCAGCCCGACUGGGUGGUGUUCGAGAAAGAUGAAGGAAAAUUGAUGAAUGCACAGAGAUGUCUUUUAGCAAGACACGAGUUUGCAGCAACGCAUUACUUGUAUGGGACAAAAUCGAACACAGUUCGCCAAAAAGAUGUGGGACGGUGCAGUAGUUUACGUAGUCUUAUAGAUAUGAGAUCUGAUUCGGAGCCAGUGCAGAAAUCAACAUUGAAACGCCGGCGAAGUUUGAAAAGUCCUUGCAUUGAGAGAAGAAGUCCAGAGGCAAUUUUGACAAGCCCAGAUCUAAGACAUGAGAAAUCAGAGAUGAAAUAUUCUGAGAUGAAAUGUACAGAUUUGAGAGCAACAAGUCCAGAGUGUAAAACAAAGAGCCCUGAUAUGACCCAUAAGAAUCUUGACUUGAAACGCAUGGAACUUAAGAAAUCAAAAUCAUUGGAGAAGUCUCCAUUUGGGAACCCGAUGGAUUCCAAUCCAUAUGGAGCUUCAGUUCCGUAUAUGACUCCGCUCCAACAGAAGGAGAGACAAGUUAAAGAGCUGAACAGGAAAGUGAGAGAACUUGAAGAACUUCUCGAAAAUAAAGAUGAAGAGAUUACUUACUUAAAAGAGGAGCAUAAAAUUGAACUUGAAACAUUCUUUGCUGACAAAGAAACCGAGUUUGAAAGUUUGAAAGAAGAAAUAGAAAAACAGAACGAUCUCUUAAAAGACAAAAAUGAAAAAGUCAUUCAAGAAUUAAAAGAUGAAAUUCAGAUGUUGGAAAAGGUAAAAAAUGAUGAAAUCUGCAGAAGAAUGGAUACAGAAAAGUCAUUGAUCGAAAGACAGACUAUAAUCGAAAAACUUGAACAUACAAUGAAGAAAAUGGAGGUUGAAUACAAGGACCGAGAACACCUGCAUCAACACCGGUACUUGGAAAUGUAUAAAAAGGGACAGCUCGCGCAAGAGAUGGAGAUGGAGGAGAACAUGAUAUUGGAAGCGGCGAAGAACCCACAGAACAAGAAUGUGAAAGAUUUACUUCGAAAACUUGAAAAGACCCAGAUCGAACUCGAAAAACUCAAAGAAUCACGACGAAAGGAGAUAUAUGAAGAAGCACCACAUAUAAAAAGCGAUCCGGAAGCCAUAGUUGAGCUACUGAGCAGCUCGUUUUAUUAUUACUUGAUCGGUCGGGAUGCCAAGACUAAUCUCCGAGCUAUUAUGUCGAUUUUAAACUAUAGUGAAGUGCAGAAACGAACUAUUUUGAAUUCGCUGAAGAAAAAAGAAAAAUAA
Molecule: messenger RNA, 2448 nt
Organism: Saccoglossus kowalevskii
Lineage: Eukaryota; Metazoa; Hemichordata; Enteropneusta; Harrimaniidae
Source: RefSeq, a predicted model, not a curated record